AUGGUGGUACAGGUACAGAAGGUGAAUAAAGCUGGAUCCAAAGUUUUAGCCUUGUAGCCUACAAGACUUUGAUGAACACUGACAUUAAGACUCUUUCAUAAUAAUAUGCUAAACAGAUCAACUAAAUGAACAAUACACACAUCAUAUUGAUGCUGAAACAUUUCAGAAUGUUUAGCUUAAAAUGUUGAUCAACUGUGAUGCGUGAUUUGAAGGAGUCAGGCGCUGGAGGGUAAAUCACAGUAUACAGAGUUUAUUCUGUAAUCCAGCCUAACCAGUCUAGUGCGCAAAACAGGCGCACUGGAACAAACAUGCACAAAGGGAAAAUACCUCGGCAAUACAAAAUACUGAGCUCAACUGAGCUACUAAUCCUCACAAUGAACAAUCACCCACAAGGACAAGGGGGGCAGAGGGAACACUUAAACACGUACUAAUGAGGGAAUAUGAACCAGGUGUGUGUGAUUGAAAAGACAAGACAAAUGGGAUGAUGAGAUAUGAAGCGGCAGUGGCUAGAAGGCUGGUGAUGACGAACGCCGAAGCCUGCCCGAACAAGGAGGGGAGGCAGCUUCGGAGGAAGUCAUGACAGUACCCGCCCCUUGACGCGCAGCUCCAGCAGUGUGCCGACCCCGGCCUCGGGGACGGCCAGGAGGACACGGAGCAGGGCGAGCCGGAUGGCGACGGUAGAAAUCCUGCAACAGGGAGGGAUCGAGGAUAUCCCUCACUGGGACCCAGCACCGUUCCUCCGAACUGUACCCCUCCCACUCCACGAGGUACUGAAGGCCCCCCACCCGACGCCUCGAAUCCAGGAUGGAACGAACGGAGUACGCCAGGGCCCCCUCGAUGUCCAGAGGAGCCAGAGGGACCUCCCGCACCUCAGACUCCUGGAGCGGCCCAGCCACCACCGGCCUGAGGAGAGACACAUGAAACGAGGGGUUAAUACGGUAAUCAUGGGGGAGUAAUAACCUAUAGGUAACCUUGUUGAUUCUCCUCAGGACUUUGAACGGCCCCACAAAACGUGGGCUCAACUUCCAGCAGGGCAGGCGGAGGGGCAGAUUCCGGGUCGAGAGCCAGACCCGAUGCCCCGGUACAAAGACCGGGACCUCACUGCGGUGGCAGUCAGCGGUGGCCUUCUGACGACGCAUGGCGUGUUGGAGGUGGACGUGGGCAGCGUCCCACGUCUCCUCCGUGUGUCGAAACCAGUCAUCCACCGCAGGAGCCUCGGUCUGGCUCUGGUGCCACGGUGCCAGAACCGUUUGGUAACCUAAAACACAUUGGAAUUGCAUUAGGUUAGUGGAGGAGUGACGGAGAGAGUUCUGGGCAUAUUCGGCCCAUGGCAUUAGGACCGCAGGAACCUACCCACAUCCUGAUUUACCCGUUCCACCUUCCCAUUAGACUCGGGGUGGAAACCAGAGGUCAGGCUGACCGAGACCCCCAGACGUUCCAUGAACUCCUUCCAGAACUUGGAUGUGAACUGGGGACCCCGGUCAGACACUACAUCCUCUGGUACCCGUAGUGCCAGAAUACGUGUGUAAACAGGGCCUCCGCAGUUUGCAGGGCCAUGGGGAGACAGGGCAGAUGAAGGAGGCAGCAGGCCUUGGAAAAGCGGUCCACAAUGACUUUGGGAGAGGGGAAGAUCGGUAAGGAAAUCAACACUCAGGUGUCGUCGUUGUGGAACUGGUAAAGGUUGUAACUUACCCGCUGGGAGGUGCCUAGGUGCCUUACUCUGGGCGCACACCGAGCAGGAGGAGACAUACACCCUCACGUCCUUAGCCAAGGUAGGCCACCAGUACUUUCUGGUCAGGCAGCGCACUGUACAAAGCCCCAGAUAAACCUCUGAUAGUAGUUGGUGAAGCCAAUAAAGCGCUGCACCUCCUUAACCGUGGUUGGAGUCGGCCAAUUACGUACGGCUGAAAUGCGAUCUCCCUCCAUCUCCACACCUGAGGUGGUAAUGCGGUAUCCGAGGAAGGAGACGGACUGCUGGAAAAACAGACACUUUUCUGCCUUUGCGUAAAGGUCAUUUUCCAACAGUCGGGCCAGUACUUUGCGAACCAGGGACACAUGCUCGGCGCGCAUAGUGGAAUACACCAGAAUGUCAUCGAUGUAGACCACUACACUGCGACCAAGCAUGUCCUGAAACACCUCGUUCACAAAGGACUGGAAGACGGAUGGAGCAUUCAUCAAACCGUAGGUCAUCACCAGGUAUUCAUAAUGCCCCGUGGUUGUGCUGAAUGCUGUCUUCCACUCAUCCCCCUCUCGGACACACACCAUGUUGUACGAUCUAAUUUGAUGAAGAAGCGCGCCCCAUGCAUUGACUCGAUCACUGAAGGAAUGCGGGGGAGAGGAUAACUAAAUCGUAUCGUCUCCUUGUUCAGUGAUCGAUAGUCAAUGCAAGGGCGCAGACCGCCGUCUUUCUUCUUCACAAAAAAUAAACUUGAGGAGGCGGGUGAAGUGGAGGGACGUAUAAACCCCUGGCACAGGGACUCGGUGACGUUUGUUUCCAUAGCCUUCGUUUCAGCCUGUGACAAGGGAUAAACAUGACUCCUGGGAGGCACAGCGUCUACCCGGAGGUUUAUCGCGCAAUCCCCCGCCCGAUGAGGUGGUAACUUGGUUGCCUGCGUUUUGGAAAAAGCGUGCGCCAAAUCGAGGUAUUCGGGGGGAAUGCACACGGUGGAGGUACUGUCUGGACUUUCCACCGUGGUUUCACCAACGGAAACACUGAGACACCUACCCUGACACUCUCGCGACCACCCUGUGAGAACCCUCUGCGGCCAUGAGAAUGUGGGGUUGUGGAGAGCUAACCAAGGGAUACCUAGUACCACAGGGAAAACAGGAGACUCAAUGAUAAAAAAUGUGACUUGCUCGCAAUGAGUCUCGUGGGUAACCAUGGUGAUUGGUGCGGUAACUUCCCUAACAAAUCGGACCCUAAUGGUCGACUGUCAAGUGCUCUGAUGGGGAGUGGAAUGGAUAGGGGAACCAAUGAAAUGCCUAGACUGUGUGAGAAUGCCCUGUCCAUAAAGUUCCCAGCUGCACCUGAAUCGAUUAGCGCCUUACACUGGGGAACUACAAUGUGAUCAGGAAAGUGGAUGGGUAGGGUACAGUGCGCAGCAGAGGGCUCUGAACAAGUGUGGGUGUUCGAUACCUGGGGUGAUGCGAGAGUGCCCUGCCUGCCGCCUCCAGACCCAAAAGAACGCUGACGACAUUGUGCGGUGUAAUGUCCCUUCGUGACACCAGAGUGACACUGGUGCUGUCGUCCUCCGCUCUCUCGGAUCACGGCUCCACCCAGCUCCAUCAGCUCAUGAUCCGAGUUGGCCAGGGUUGGAACGGGCAGACCCCCUCCAGGACGUCCUCUGGCCGCCAGCAGGUUGUCCAAAUGGAUGGCCAUGUCCACCAGUUGCGUGAAGGACAACAUGGUGUCCCGGCAGGCUAGCUCGCUUCGGACGUCCUCCCGCAGAGAGCACCGGAAGUGGUCGAAACGGGCCCGCUCGUUCCACCCGGACCCAGCUGCUAGAGUCCGGAACUCCAAGGCGAAGUCCUGCGCAGUCCUCGUUCCCUGCCUCGGGUGGACCAGCCGCUCGCCCACCUCUCAACUUUCAGGCGGGUGAUCGAAGACAGCCCGAAAGAGGCGAGCGAACUUAGUUGUCCAACGCGGCUCCUCCUUCAUUCCAGACCACGUUGGCCCACUCCAGGGUUUUCCCCGAGAGGCAGGAGAUGAGGGUGGACACCUUCUCCUACUCCGAUGGGGCCGGCCUGAUGCUGGAGAAGUAGAGCUCCAGUUGUCCCGUCGAACUCCCAUGGUCGGGAUAUAUGGAUCCCUCUGGGUGCUGGGGUGUGGGUGGCUGGAUCCGGUUGCCCAACUGGUCUCGACAGAUUGGGUCCUCUCCUCUCCAGGCGUUGGACGACCGAUCCAUCGCUUCUCCCAAGCUGGCUAGCAUUGUUGAAUGCUCCUGGACCCGUGCCACGACUCCAGGCAUGCGCUCCUCUCCUGCUGACUCCAUUUCGGGUGGGUGAUUCUGUGAUGCGUGAUUUGAAGGAGUCAGGCACAGGAGGGUAAAUCACAGUAUACAGAGUUUAUUCCGUAAUCCAGCGUAACCAGUCCAGUGUGCAAAACAGGCGCACUGGAACAAACACGCACACGGGGAAAAUACCCCGGCAAUACAAAAUACUGAGCUCAACCGAGCUACUAAUCCUCACAAUGAACAAUCACCCACAAGGACAAGGGGGGCAGAGGGAACACUUAAACACGUACUAAUGAGGGGGAUAUGAACCAGGUGUGUGUAAUUGACAAGACAAGACAAACGGGAUGAUGAGAUAUGGAGCGGCAGUAGCUAGAAGGCCGGUGUCGACGAACGCCGAAGCCUGCCCGAACAAGGACGGGAGGCAGCUACGGAGGAAGUCGUGACAUCAAUGAUUAUUUCUUCACAUUAUAAGUGCAGCAAUGCGCACACGGCAGUAGUCUAUACACAUGAAUGUUCCAAAAUGCAAUUAGCAGAAAACACCGUUCUCAAAAGUGUUUCAUCGGACAGAGAUGAAAAUAUCCGUUAGAACUUUUUAAAGAGGGAAGAUCUAAAGAUGCAACAACUAGCAUGGAUUGCUAAUAUGACUAGGAUUGUGUCUUUGGUUGCUGGACAACGAAAUAAAGUUGAUUUCAAAACCAAUAAAAAAUGCGAGAAAUACUGGUUUCUGUGUUUAUAAAGUGUUUAUAAGCUAAUUCCCUCAACAUUCCUAUGUUUGGAACAAUCUAAACAUUGUUAGCUGACAUGGCUAAUGGAGUGACUGCAGUGACUGACAAAACAAUAUAAAAACUGCUGAUGCACAACCAAAUGUCAAACUUGCACCUUGUGUAUUCUAUUAUUCUUGGAAUGGCCUAGUCAAAGCCCAGACCUCAAUCUAAUUGAGAAUAUGUGGUAUGACUUAAAGAUUGCUGUACACCAGCGGAACCAUCCAACUUGAAGGAGCUGGAGCAGUUUUGCCUUGAAGAAUGGGCAAAAAUCCCAGUGGCUAGAUGGGCCAAGCUUAUAGAGACAUACCCCAAGAGACUUGCAGCUCUAAUUGCUGCAAAAGGUGGCUCUACAAAGUAUUGAGUUUGGGGGGGUGAAUAGUUAUGCACGCUCAAGUUUUCUGUUUUCCUGUCUUAUUUCUUGUUUGUUUCACAAUAAAAAAUAUUUUGCAUCUUCAAAGUGGUAGGCAUGUUGUGUAAAUCAAAUGAUACAAACCCCCAAAAAAUCAUUUUUAAUUCCAGGUUGUAAGGCUUCAAAAUAGGAAAAAUGCCAAGGGGGGUGAAUACUUUAGAAACCACUGUAUACAGUUUAAACCCUGGAUUGCUGAUGCUGUGUGUUGGCCAUUGAGAGGCUUUGAAUUCACCGGUCGGCCAUAUUGGCACUCCCCAGUACGAGCAGUCCUCCAAGGACAAUAUUACAUGUAUUUAAGUAUUUUCUAUUGUCGUGGGGACAGUAACAUUAGUAAUCUCAAAAAAUAUACUUUAAGGAACAUGAUUUUAUACAUAUACAGUACCAGUCAAAAGUUUGGACACACAUACUCAUUCAAGGGUUUUUCUUUCUUUAUUUUUUUAAACAAUUUUUUACAUUGUAGAAUAAUAGUGAAGACAUCAAAACUAUGAAAUAACACAUAUGGAAUCAUGUAGUAACCCAAAAAGUGUUAAUCAAAUCAAAAUAUAUGUUAUAUUUGAGAUUCUUCAAAUAGCCACCCUUUGCCUUUAUGACAGCUUUGUACACUCUUGGCAUUCUCUCAACCAGCUUCACCUGGAAUGCUUUUCCAACAGUCUUGAAGGAGUUCCCACAUAUGCUGAGCACUUGUUGGCUGCUUUUCCUUCACUCUGUGGUCCGACUCAUCCCAAACCAUCUCAAUUGGGUUGAGGUCAGGGGAUUGUGGAGGCCAGGUCAUCUGAUGCAGCACUCCAUCACUCUCCUUCUUGGUAAAAUAGACCUUACACAGCCUGGAGGUGUGUUGGGUCAUUGUCCUGUUGAAAAACAAAUGAUAGUCCCACUAAGCCCAAACCAGAUGGGAUGGCGUAUCGCUGCAGAAUGCUGUGGUAGCCAUGCUGGUUAAGUGUGCCUUGAAUUCUAAAUAAAUCACAGACAUUGUCACCAGCAAAGCACCCCCACACCAUAAAACCUCCUCCUCCAUGCUUUACGGUGGGAACUACACAUGCGGAGAUCAUCCUUUCACCCACACCGCGUCUCACAAAGACACAACGGUUUGAACCAAAAGUCUCCAAAUUUCCACCGGUCUAAUGUCCAUUGCUUGUGUUUCUUGGUCCAAGCAGGACUCUCCUUCUUAUUGGUGUCCUUUACUUGUGGUUUCUUUGCAGCAAUUCGACCAUGAAGGCCUGAUUCACACAGUCUCCUCUGAACAGUUGAUGUUGAGAUGUGUCUGUUACUUGAACUCUGUGAAGUAUUUAUUUGGGCUGCAAUUCCUGAGGCUAGUAACUCUAAUGAACUUAUCCUCUGCAGCAUAGGUAACUCUAAGUCUUCCAUUCCUGAUGGCGUUUCUCAUGAGAGCCAGUUUCAUCAUAGCGCUUGAUGAUUUUUGCUACUGCACUUGAAGAAACUUUCAAAGUUCUUGAAAUGUUCCGUAUUGACUGACCUUCAUGUCUUAAAGUAAUGAUGGACUGUCGUUUCUCUUUGCUUAUUUGAGCUGUUCUUGCCAUAAUAUGGACUUGGUCUUUUACCAAAUAGGGCUAUCUUCUGUAUACCCCCCCUACUGCCAAGAGUGUGCAAAGCUGUCAUCAAGGCAAAGGGUGGCUACUUUGAAGAAUCUCAAAUAUAAAAUAUAUUUUGAUUUGUUUAACACUUUUUUGGUUACUACAUGAUUCCAUUUGUGUUAUUUCAUGAUUUUGAUGUCUUCACUAUUAUAUACUUAAUUACAUAAGUAUUCAGACCCUUUGCUAUGAGACUUGAAAUUGAGCUAAGGUGCUUCCUGUUUCCAUUGAUCAUCCUUGAGAUGUUUCUGCAACUUGAUUGGAGUCCACCUGUGGUAAAUUCUAUUGAUUGGACAUGAUUUGGAAAGACACACACCUGUCUAUAUAAGGUCCCACAGUUCAGUGCAUGUCAGAGCAAAAACCAAGCCAUGAGGUCGAAGGAAUUGUCCGUAGAGCUCCGAGACAGAUCUGGGGAAGGGUACCAAAAAAUCUCUGCAGCAUUGAAGGUCCCAAAGAACUCAGUGGCAUCCAUCAUUAUUAAAUAGAAGAAGUUUGGAACCACCAAGACUCUUCCUAGAGCUGGCAACCCGGCCAAACUGAGCAAUCGGGAAAAAAGGGCCUUGGUCAGGGAGGUGACCAAGAACCUGAUGGUCCAAGAUUGAACUCUUUGGCCUGAAUGCCAAGCGUUACAUCUGGAGGAAACCUGGCACCAUCCCUACGGUGAAGCAUGGUGGUGGCAGCAUCUUGCUGUGGGGAUGUUUUUCAGCGGCAGGGACUGGGACUGGUCAGGAUGGAUUGAAAGAUGAACGGAGCAAAGUACGGAGAGAUCUUUGAUAAAAACCUGCUCCAGAAUGCUCAGGAUCUCAGACUGGGGCGAAGGUUCACCUUCCAACAGGACAACGACCUUAAGCACACAGCCAAGCCAAUGCAAGAGUGGCUUCGGGACAAGUCUCUGAAUGUCCUUGAGUGGCCCAGCCAGAGCCCGGACUUGAACCCGAUCGAACAUCUCUGGAGAGACCUGAAAAUAGCUGUGCAGCGACGCUCCCCAUCCAACCUGACAGAGCUUGAGAGGAUCUGCAGAGAAGAAUAGGAGAAACUCCCCAAAUACAGGAGUGCCUUGUAGCGUCAUACCCAAGAAGACUCAAGGCUGUAAUUGCUUUUUAUUUAUACAUUUGUAAAUGUUUCUAAAAACUUGUUUUCGCUUUGUCAUUAUGGGGCACUGUGUGUAGAUUGAUGAGGGAAAAAAACAAUUUAAUCCAUUUUAGAAUAAGGCUGUAACGUAACAAAAUGUGGAAAAAGUCAAGGGGUCUGAAUACUUUCCGAAUGCACUGUAAAUAAUUAGUUUGAAUCAACAUACCACGUUACAAACUGUUCCUCUCCUGGACAUUAUCAUUGGAUAUUGAUAGUGUAAAUAUUUUCAGCGAACUCGCAGUGCAGUUUUCCUUUAUCUGCAAUUGAUUGAUUUGUGGCCUUAGUACCAACGGUUGAAAAUGUUAUCCAGAGUACCUAUAAAUAGUUUGUUUUCUGAAAUCCUCAUUGAGUGCUUGUCUUUGUCUUGUCAUUGUCUCCUUACAGUGAAUUUUAGGGUCAUCACCUUGGAUACCAGUUUUAGCCCUGUCAAUCAGCUGGUGAGUGUUCAAAAUGUGAAUUACAUUUUUUUAUCUUGCCCUUAUUUUACCAGAUAAGAUGACUGAGAACACAUUCUCAUUUACAGCAACGACCUGGGGAAUAGUUACAUGGGAGAGGAGGGGGGAUGAAUGAGCCAAUUAGAAGCUUGAAUAUUGAAAACAAUGACCUAUUUGGUCGUCCUUUAGAUCCGUAUCUUCACUAUUUUAAAACAAAAAGACAUACAGAAGAAUCACAAGUAUCCCAACAUCACAAUACUAUGUGAUAGACAUAGCAAUCAGGUAUGUACAGCAUCGUCCAACCAACUCAGUUGCCUUGUGGUUAGAGUGUCUGCCGUAAGAUUGGAAGGUUUGGGGUUGAGCCAUACCCAAGACUCUAAAAAUGGGACCCGAUGCCUCACUGCUUGGCACUCAUCAUUAAGGAGAUGGAUUGGGAGUAAAACCCAAUGCCAGAAAAUAUUUUCUGUAUUUCAGAUUGUUCUGGUAAUUCUAACCCAACCCUUCUCACAUACUGUAUGAACUUCAUUGGGAGGAAGGAUGUUUGAUUUGCUUUUUAUAUUUGUAUCACAAAACAUUUAGUUUUAAAUCAUGAUAAAGUGGUCAUUUUAGGCCCUUUUUAGACCUAAACAUGGCUUCUGUAAGACCCUAUGAUCCGUGAAACGAAUGUGAUACAGACAACAUAUUGGUGUCAAUAUACUCCUUAUAGUGUGCUCUAAAAUAUGGAGUAUGUCUAGAUUCUGAAAUAUAAUUUUUCACAUUAAUUUUUUCAACAUUCAAAAUAUGAAUAUCUCAAAAGUACACUUUUUUAUGUUAUACAUUUUUUAAAAUCAGAAUCACCUAUUCGCCAAAUACUUUUGUAUGUACAGGAAUUUGACUUGGUGUAAUGGUGCUGCCACAAUAAGAAUAUACAAACAGAGGAUAAACAGGAUAUACAGACAACAUACGUAGAAGAGAUCCACAUGCGGUACACAAAUCCACAUGCGGUAUGUACACUAAUUUAGCUACGUUUUUAUAGUGAAGCUUGUAGUUCUUAGCUUACAGUGUAGUAAGCUAAGAACUACAAGCUUCGCUAUAAAAACGUAGCUAAAUUAUGUAUGUAUAAAUAAAUAAAAAAUGUACAGGAUGAUGUGCAAUGGGGAAAAUAUAUACAGUGGGGCCCAAAAUUAUUGACACCCUUGAUAAAGAUGAUCAAAAAUGACUGUAUAAAAUAAAUAAUUCCAAUACUAUACUUGAUAAAAAUGAGCCAAAAAUGACUGUAUAAAAUAAAUCAUUCAAAAACUAUAUUGUAUUUAUACUAUACUGACAUGAAAAUAGAGCUUUUGGCAAUGCACACCAGUGGUGGGUUUGGCGUCAAAAUGAGCAUGCAUGAGCAGAAAAUAACCCCAUACCUACUGUAAAAUAUGCUGGUGGAUCUUUGAUGUUAUGGGGCUAUUUUGCUUCCAAUGGUCCUGGUGCCCUUGUUAAGGUCAACGGCAUCAUUAACUUUAUCCAGUACAAGGUCGUUUUAGCCAAAAAAUUGUUGCCUCUGCCAGAAGGCUGAAACUUGGCCGCAAGUGGAUCUUCCAGCAAGACAAUAACCCCAAGCACACAUCAAAAUCCACAAAGAAAUGGUUAAUUGGCCACAAAAUUUACAUUUUGCAUGGCCAUUCUCAGUCUACGGGCUUGAAACCCAUUGAAAACCUGUGGUUUAAAUUGAAGAGGGCAGCCCAUAAGCGCAGACGAAGAAUAUCAAGGAUCUGGAAGGAUUCUGUAUGGAUGAAUAGUCUAAGAUUUCUCCCAAUGUGUUCUCCAGCUCAGUGCCAUUAUCCUCACAAGGUGAGGUAUUGAAAGAUAUUGAAAACAGGGGUGUCAAUAAUUUUGACCCUUACAUUUGUUACAUCCCCCCCCCCCCCCCCCCUUUUUAUACACAACAGCUCUUUCUCUGAUCAAUUGUAUAUAUAUACAUUUUUUUUUUUAUUUAAAUAAAAUAUAAUUUCUCCAUAUUUCUUUGCAUACAAUAUAGCUCAGUAUUUGAAUUAUUUAUUUUAUACAGUAAUUUCUGCUCAUCUUUAUCAAGGGUGCCAAUCAUUUUAGAUCCCACUGUAUAUGAAAGUGUGCAUAUGAGGAUGUGCAGAAAGUGCAAAGAGAAGUGUGCAGUUCUAGGAUGAUAGUGCAGGGUGUAUAGUCCGUGGAUGGAUAGUGCAGAGUGCAUAGUCCAUGAAUGAGAAGAUCAUCGUGGACAAGGUGGCCGGUUGGUGAGGGCCAUGGCCCGGGGGAAGAAGCUGUUCAGGUGGCGGGAGGUUUUGGUAGUGAUUGACCUGAACCAUUUGCCAGAGGGAGUCUUUGGAAGGGGUGGAAGAGGUCGGUGAUGAUCUGUCCUGCACGCCUCCUUGCCCUGGAGUCGUGCAAGCCCUAGACGGAGGGCAGGUGGCAGCCGAUGACCCUCUCAGCAGAGCGGACAAUCCGUUGCAGUUUGCCCUUUGACCGGGCAGACGCAUUCCCUAACCAGAGAGUGAUCAAGGAGAUAAGGAUGUACUAGAUGAUGAUUGUGUAGAACCGAAUCAGUAUUGCCCGUGAGAGUUAGAAUUUCUUAAACUGACAUAAGAAGUACAUCCGCUGGUGUGUCUUAUUGGUGAUCGCUGUGAUGUUGUCCUCUCACUUGAGGUUGUGGGAGAUGAUCAUCCCCAGGAAUUUUUAUAUCUCAGCCGUGCUUACAGCUGAGCCAUUGAUUUCAAGAGGGAGAGAUGGUGAGGGACGCUUCCUGAAAUCAAUCACCAUCUCCACAAUGGUUUUAAACAAUUGUACAGUACAAUAUACUCUACAAGUACUGUACAUCAAAUUUGGAAAAUGGAUUCAAAGGGUACUCCCUCUGCUGGUGAUUUGCUGACUGUGAUUAGUUAAUGACCUAUAAUGUCAAUUUCUAUGUAUAAAAUGGGUCAUAUCUUCAAAGUAGCAGAGCACGUGUUUGAAGAGUAUAUUGUUCCAAACAAUAUGUCUAAAAAUGAACUAAAUCAAAAAGGGUACUUCUGUGAUAUUCAUAUAAAUAUUUUUAAUGUAGUAAAAUUGUAUUUCAGAAUCUAGACAUGCCUCAUAUUUUAGAGCAGACUAUAAGGAAUAUAAUGAGUCUAAAAAGGGGGCUAAUAGGUCAGUUUUCAUUAUGAUAAAAAAAAAUGCUUGUGAUACAAAUGUAAAAAGCAUAUCAAACAUCCUUCCUCCACAUGAAGUUUCUAUGUGAGAAUGGCCAGAACAAUCUGAUACCAAAAAUAUUUUCGGCCCUUCCUAGCGUGGAAUCGCUCAGCAUUCUGUCCAGGCUGCCUCACGCUACAGAAUCAAUCAAUCAAAUGUAUUUAUAAAGCCCUUUUUACAUCAGCAGAUGUCACAAAGUGCUUAUACAGAAACCCAGCCUAAAACCCCAAACAGCAAGCAAUGCAGAUGUAGAAGCACCGUGGCUAGGAAAAACUCCCUAGAAAGGCAGGAACCUAGGAAGAAAGCUAAAGCGGAGGGGUGGCCAGUCCUCUUCUGGCUGUGCCGGGUGGAGUUUAUAAGAGUACGUGGCCAUUAAGGCCAGAUCAUUCUUCAAGAUGUUCAAACAUUCAUAGAUGACCAGCAGGGUCAAAUAAUAAUCACAGUGGUUGUAGAGGGUGCAACUGUUCAGCACCUCAAGAGUACAUUUCAGGGUUUUGAAGAAACAUAGUCUUCUGAGCAGAGGGAAACAUGUGAAUGUCCCGGCUGUAAGGGUCUGGGUUGGGUGUGUGAGCCAGCGAUAAAAUCGAUUAGUUUCUCCAGUGACCAGAUAGGACAGACUGACCCUAGCCCCCCAGCACAUAGACUAUUGCAGCAUAAAUAUUGGCGGUUGAGACAGGGGGGUCGGCGGACACUGGCUCGCUACUCCAUCAUGGUGUUCAGUAGAGAGGGCACCAGCACAGUGACAGUACAGUCUCCCAGUGGGGGACAGCACCUCUUCGAAGUGAACCAAAACAACAAGCUUCUCUCCUUGGUAGAGGAGAGGGCGCUGCAGGACACAGAAGGGAAGUACAGUGUGGAAGUGAAGGGCAGUGCUUGUGCCUCAGUGCAGGUCAGUGAAUACACACCUCUCCUCCCAAUCCUAUGUUGCCAAAAUAUGGUUUAAUCUAUCACUAAAGCUACAGUCUGGGAAUGUUUUUUCUGCAAAACAGCAGCCUUGUGCCACUUGAUUUGGUAUACAGCUGAGGGAUGGGGCUGGGGAAACUCCUUGUGAACCAUUUAUGCUAUAUUCUUCAAGAAUAGAAGUAACCAUCAUACAUAUAUCCAUAUCCCAGACUGAAGAAGCCUCUCCUGACUUUUUUAUAGUUUAUGAAAUAUAAUUUAUUUCUAGCUCAUAAAAUGUUACUUUUUUAUUUCCCAGGUGGCGCUCCACUACAACAUCCCUACUCCUACUGACAGCACAACGCUCAGUAUCCAGGUGAAGCCAGAGGUCGACUGCAACAGCAACUCUUUGAGACCCAGUCACGCUGAAAUGUAUAUGGUGUUAAUGUGA
Coregonus sp. 'balchen' is the source of this 12775-nucleotide messenger RNA. The record is from the annotation of a GenBank genome assembly. Lineage: Eukaryota; Metazoa; Chordata; Actinopteri; Salmoniformes; Salmonidae.